This is a messenger RNA of Thermothelomyces thermophilus ATCC 42464, 729 nucleotides long. RefSeq lists its product as uncharacterized. NCBI's taxonomy places the organism in Eukaryota, Fungi, Ascomycota, Sordariomycetes, Sordariales, Chaetomiaceae. Gene Ontology annotation, molecular function: cholestenol delta-isomerase activity; C-8 sterol isomerase activity; steroid Delta-isomerase activity. The record is from RefSeq and is a predicted model, not a curated record. Gene Ontology annotation, cellular component: endoplasmic reticulum; membrane. The coding region runs from base 1 to 729 and encodes 242 amino acids. The transcript is spliced from 4 exons. Gene Ontology annotation, biological process: sterol biosynthetic process.
AUGACCACUCACAACCACAACCACCACGCGGGACCCGACUCGCAGGGCCACCCCUAUUUCCCGCAAGACGCCGCCAUCCCCGGAUACGCGCCCAACAGCACGCCUCUUCCGGCCAUUCUCGGGUCUUUUGGCUUCAUCAUCGGCGUCUUUGUGUCUGCGUGCGUCGCCCUCGCGAGAUGGCAUAACCCGGCCCUCAAGAGUCCGGACCAGCUGACCGUCGCCUGGUUUGCGUUGUGCGGGUUCCUUCACCUCUUCUUCGAAGGCUACUUCGUCCUCCACCAUGCCGCCCUGUCCUCCUCCCAGUCACUCUUCGCCCAGCUCUGGAAGGAAUACGCCCUCUCCGACUCGCGAUACCUGACCUCGGACCCUUUCAUGCUCUGCAUCGAGACCCUGACCGUCCUCACCUGGGGUCCCCUCUCGCUCCUGGCCGCCUUCCUGAUCGCGCGCGACCGCCCCGCCGAACGGGGCGCCCGCCACCUGGUGCAGGCCGCCGUCUGCGUCAGCCACCUGUACGGUGUGGCGCUGUACUACGGCACCUGUGGCUUCGCCGAGCGCAUGCGCGGCAUCUCGUACAGCCGGCACGAGCCGCUCUACUACUGGGGCUACUACGCCGGCAUGAACGCGCCCUGGGCGGUCGUCCCCUGCUUGCUGCUCUGGCGGAGCGUGAGGGCGGUUCAGGGCGCCUUUCGACAGCUUGCAAAGGCGGAGGAAGGGCGGAAACAGAUAUGA